GGCCACUGGCUAGCGCUCUGGGGCGCACGGGCUGCUCCUGCUACGCCGAGUCUGCAGACGCCACCGCCUCUUCCUUCUCUGACCCUCCUCCUCGCCGCCGCCGCCGCUCUCCGGCCUCCGACUGCCAGCCCCGCCGCCACCCGGCUUCGGCUCCGGCCGCGCUGCCCUCUGCGGUCGCCAACUGGGGAUCCCGAGCGAAGGGCGGGUGGCCUUGCCAGCAGGAACCAUGUCUUGGCAUUUCCCCUUCGUGCUCGUGGUCACAGUGACGUUGCCCUCCGUGUGCCUCCAGUUCAACCCUCAGCCUCUGGAGGAACUAGGCUCCGACAUAGGAAUCCAGGUGUUCAGCCAGAUCGCCAAGUCCCGGCCUCAGGAGAACAUCGUGGUGUCCCCGCACGGGAUCGCCUCCGUCCUGGGGAUGCUGCAGCUGGGAGCCGACGGCCGAACGAAGGCCCAGCUCACCGCGGUGAUGAGAUACGGCGUGAAAGGAGUUGGUAAAACGCUGAAGAAGAUCAAUAAGGCCAUCGUCUCCAAGAAGAACAAAGAUACUGUGACGGUGGCUAACGCGAUGUUCGUGAAGAAUGGCUCUAAGAUCGAGAUGCCUUUUGUCACGAGGAACAAGGAUGUGUUUCAGUGCGAAGUCCGGAACGUGAACUUCAAGGAUCCAGCCUCCGCCUGCGAUUCCAUCAACGCGUGGGUUAAAAACGAAACCAGGGGCAAGAUCGACAACCUGCUCUCCCCAGACCUCAUCGACGGCGCGCUCACCAGAAUGGUCCUGGUCAACGCCCUGUAUUUUAAGGGUUUGUGGAAAUCACGGUUUCGACCCGAGAACACAAAGAAGCGUCCGUUCAUGGCAGCUGAUGGGAAGUCCUACCAGGUGCCGAUGCUGGCCCAGCUCUCUCUGUUCCGGAGCGGGUCGGCAAGCACCCCCAACGGCCUGUGGUACAACUUCAUCGAGCUGCCCUACCACGGGGAGAGCAUCAGCAUGCUGAUCGCGCUGCCGAGCGAGAGCUCCACCCCGCUCUCCGCCAUCAUCCCUCACAUCAACACCAAGACCGUCGACAGCUGGACCAGCAUGAUGGUGCCCAAGAGGGUGCAGGUCGUCCUGCCCAAGUUCACAGCUGCAGCUCAGACAGAUCUGAAGGAGCCGCUGAAGGUCCUUGGCAUCACCGAGAUGUUUGAUCCAUCAAAGGCAAAUUUUGCAAAAAUAACAAGGUCAGAAAACCUUCAUAUUUCUCACAUCUUGCAAAAAGCGAAAAUUGAAGUCAGUGAAGAUGGAACCAAAGCUUCAGCAGUAACAACUGCAAUUCUAAUUGCAAGGUCAUCGCCUCCCUGGUUCAUAGUGGACAGACCUUUUCUGUUUUUCAUCCGACAUAAUCCUACAGGUGCCUUCUUAUUCAUGGGGCAGAUCAACAAACCCUGAGAAGGGUUCCAGAAGAAGCCAUGCAAAGCAAAAGCAAACCCAACUUCGCUGUGAAGAGACAACUCCUGGCCUGCAUCUUUCAUAGUUCUUUGAAAUCUUUUGUACUUUACUUUCUUUUUCGAAACUAGUUCUUAAGAGCGGAGACUCCAUGAUGCAAGCGUUUCUAUUCUGGGAUGUGUUAAAGCAGGGGAAAGGGCAGGACAGCGGGAACACUGUACUGAGAAAUGAACAGAAAGGCCCCCAAGUGUUUAAAAGUUUCCUUAAACUACUGAGUGGUUACUUAGGUAACAACCCUCUUGAGUAUUUACUGUCCAGUUCAGGACUUUUGUUUUGUUUCGUUUAUAUGUAUGGCUUUGCAGAGGAAAUUUAAUCAGCGUGAUGAGGGGAAAAGACAUUUUAUGGUAGCUUUUACAUUUCUAUGAAAAAAUAUUAUUGGCCUCUUUUAAUUAUUUUUGUUUCGUCUCAUCCAAAGUCUUGAGCGUAAGCAUUCUUUGGGGUGCGGGGGUAGAAGUAGUGAAAUCUGUAGCCUCUGUGUGUUUUGGAUGUUGUUGUUCUCCUUGUUGUUUUAUAUAUUGCAUGUAUUCACUAAAAUAAAGUUUUAAAAACUAA
Artibeus jamaicensis (Jamaican fruit-eating bat) is the source of this 2029-nucleotide messenger RNA. RefSeq names its product serpin family E member 2 (gene SERPINE2). The transcript has 9 exons. Lineage: Eukaryota; Metazoa; Chordata; Mammalia; Chiroptera; Phyllostomidae. The coding region runs from base 227 to 1420 and encodes 397 amino acids. Gene Ontology annotation, biological process: negative regulation of plasminogen activation; negative regulation of endopeptidase activity. Gene Ontology annotation, molecular function: serine-type endopeptidase inhibitor activity. The record is from RefSeq and is a predicted model, not a curated record.